Molecule: messenger RNA, 1179 nt
Organism: Andrographis paniculata
Lineage: Eukaryota; Viridiplantae; Streptophyta; Magnoliopsida; Lamiales; Acanthaceae
Product: protein PHOSPHATE-INDUCED 1-like
Exons: 1
Coding region: 84-1022 (312 amino acids)
Source: RefSeq, a predicted model, not a curated record
CGAUUCUUCACAUAGCUCACAAUCAAUCAAUUCUUGUUAAAUCAAAUCAAAAUCCCAUAUCAUUGGAGUCCCCACCUUAAAAAAUGGCUCAUCUUUUUCUUACAGUGAAAUUCUUGGCCUUGCUGUCCAUCCUCGUCAAUGUAGCGGCGGCGGCGGCGGCGGCCGGAGAAGACAACCAGCUCCUCAAAUACCACCGCGGCGCGCUUUUACAGGGCAAGAUCGCCGUGAAUCUCAUCUGGUACGGUAAAUUCAAGCCGUCCCAGAGAGCCAUCGUCGCCGAUUUCAUAAACUCCCUCUCGCCGGCGGCGAAGUCCGCCGCCGCCGCUCGCGGCCAGCCCUCCGUCGCCGAGUGGUGGAAGACCACCGAGAAAUACUACCACCUCGCCAACUCCAAAAACCCACUCUCUCUCCACCUCGGCCGGCAAAUCCUCGACGAGAACUACUCCGUCGGAAAAUCCCUUUCCGACGAGCACAUCGUCCAGCUGGCCUCCAAAGGCGAUCGGUCUAACGCCGUCAACGUCGUCCUAACGGCGUCCGACGUCGCCGUUACCGGCUUCUGCCUCAACCGCUGCGGCGCCCACGGCUCCCGGAGCUCCGCCGUCGGCCGGAAAAGCCUCAAAUUCGCGUACAUCUGGGUUGGCAACUCCGGGACCCAAUGCCCCGGCUACUGCGCCUGGCCGUUCCACCAGCCGGUGUACGGCCCUCAGAAUCCGCCGCUGGUGUCGCCGAAUAACGACGUCGGCGUCGACGGGAUCGUCGCCGUCCUGUCGGGCCUCAUGGCCGGAACCGCCACGAACCCCUUCGGCAACGGCUUCUACCAGGGCCCGCCGGAGGCGCCGCUCGAGGCGGCGUCGGCCUGCCCCGGAGUCUACGCCAAAGGCGCCUACCCUGGCUACGCCGGCGACCUUCUGGUGGACAAGACCACCGGCGCCAGCUACAACGCCGUCGGGGUUAACGGCCGGAAAUAUCUGGUUCCGGCGUUGUACGAUCCUGCCACAUCCAAAUGCUCCACUUUGGUGUGAGAGACAUAUAUUUUAAUAUUUUAUAAUUAUUUAUUUACAGAGAAAAGAUAAAUGAUAUAGUGUGUGAGUGUGUGUUAAGGAGGGAGAGGGCAGUACUACUUAAUGUAUUGAUUCGAUUCAUUUAUUUUUGGGAUAAAUGUAAGCCAAAUUUUUGAGA